This is a messenger RNA of Eucalyptus grandis, 1195 nucleotides long. RefSeq names its product calmodulin-like protein 11. Bases 545 to 991 code for a protein of 148 amino acids. NCBI's taxonomy places the organism in Eukaryota, Viridiplantae, Streptophyta, Magnoliopsida, Myrtales, Myrtaceae. Gene Ontology annotation, molecular function: enzyme regulator activity; calcium ion binding. The record is from RefSeq and is a predicted model, not a curated record. The transcript has 5 exons.
UGUCGUGUUAUAUUUUGUGGCAAUCAAUCGCUUUCAGUGAGAAUCUCUUUGAAAAUUCCUAUGUGAUCUGGCAAUUCCAACACGGCUCUACCUUAAAACGUUCAUGGCAAUCCCAUUAGACGAUGCAACCGAGAUUGCCCCUUCGUGAAGCUAAAAAGUGGGGACCGAAACGAAGAAAAAUGGUGUCAAUUUUCAUUUCCGGUUGAACCAAUCUAAAAGUUUAGUGCAUAGGUUUGGUCUAUUGUUUCAUCAUACUUGCUUCGUCAAUUAUUUCCGAACUCUCGUGUCGACCAAUAAUAUUUGCAAAGCGGAAUUCGCUUCUGCUGUUAUGCUUCCAAGUUAAGAUCCCCUGGGUGACAUGACUAGUUUUGCUCUGUGGUGUCGGUGACCCCCUCAAGAUCCAUCAAUCGAGAAGGAUUGACUUCACACCGACACCAAGACACCCUCAAGCAAGUUAUACUGAUUGGGCGCUCUCUUCUUUCGCUCUUCCCCAAAGAAAGAAGAAAGAUCAAAAUCCAGGUCCAGAGAGUCUUCGGACCCAACAAUGGCAGAAGCGUUGACAGAAGAUCAAGUCGCUGAUUUUCGCGAAGCUUUCUGUCUCAUCGACAAGGAUUCCGACGGCAUGAUCACUAUGGAGGAACUCGCCACGGUGAUCCAAUCGCUUGAUGAGCACCCCACAAAAGAAGAAGUCCAAGAAAUGAUCAGCGAAGUGGAUUCGGUUGGGAACGGUACGAUAGACUUUGCAGAGUUCUUGAACAUCAUGGGGAGGAAAAUGAAGGAAAAUGUUGCGGAAGAGCUAAGAGAAGCAUUCAAAGUGUUUGACAGAGAUCAGGAUGGAUAUAUAUCUGCCAGUGAGCUGAGAAAUGUGAUGAUGAAUUUGGGCGAACGGCUCACAAACGAAGAGGCGGAGCAGAUGAUUAGAGAAGCUGAUUUGGACGGCGAUGGUCUCGUCAGCUACGAGGAAUUCGUGAGGAUGAUGAUGAUAUUCUAGAGUUACCUGGCUGCGCUCGGAAACAGAGCAAAUGGGAUGGACGAGUUAAUGUAGAUCAUUCACUUUCAUCAUGGAGCAAUUCCACUUCUGUGAAAAAUGUUGUACAAUAAUACAUAACAUGUCCAUUGAUGAAAUGAACCAUGAAUAUUGAUGUCCAUGAGGGCCAACUCGAUCCUCUAUUACGAUUUCGAUGCUUUCAUUCAA